AUGUCUAUUGUAAUCAAUACAGAAGAAGAACUUCAAAAUGUUCUAGAUCAACCUGAGUUAGUUAUUCAAAUAAUUUUCAUCAAUCCAGAAAGACAUCCAAACACAGAAGAGAAAAAUGAAGAUUUUGAAAGAAUAGCUGCUAGUUAUGGACCAGAUCAUUAUCAUCAUAGGUUUUAUAAAGUAUAUACAGAUAGUGGGAUUUAUCCUGGUGAUGCGCUUCUUUAUUUACAUCAUCAUAAAAGGAACUUUUUUGAUCAAUAUGAUAUAUAUCUUGCUGUUUUCCAAAAUAGAAAAGUAAUUACUCUUGCAGAUAUUGAUGGAGGUGAUAUGCUACAUGGUCAAUGA
This is a messenger RNA of Hansenula ciferrii, 345 nucleotides long. RefSeq lists its product as uncharacterized. The coding region runs from base 1 to 345 and encodes 114 amino acids. Lineage: Eukaryota; Fungi; Ascomycota; Saccharomycetes; Phaffomycetales; Wickerhamomycetaceae. The record is from RefSeq and is a predicted model, not a curated record. The transcript has a single exon.